Closterium sp. Naga37s-1 is the source of this 2427-nucleotide messenger RNA. NCBI's taxonomy places the organism in Eukaryota, Viridiplantae, Streptophyta, Zygnematophyceae, Desmidiales, Closteriaceae. The record is from the annotation of a GenBank genome assembly.
AUGGCCGCAGACCGAUGGGGUGGGGGAGACGUGGGAGGAGGAGAGGGUGCGUGGGGCCGCGGGGAGGCGGAGAGCGAGGGCGUGUGGGAGCGCGUGGUGUACCAGGCGGACGACAGGGGCGCGCUGGAGCGCCUCAUGAAGCGCAAGGGCGCGGCGGGCGGACGAAAUGCAGCGGGGCCGAAGCCUUUGAUUGGUGAACCACAAGCCGCUGUCUCUGCACUUGGAGAGUCAGCAGCGAAUAGCAGGGACGCGUCAGGAGUGAAAUUUGGGUGGCCGGGUUUGGCAGCAUCCGACGUGGCAGGGAAGGAAAAAGGUGACACGUGGCAGCGGGCCAAGUGGGGCCUGCGAUGGUUUGACUCGCCCACUGCUGAUGACUGGGAGGACGGCUUCCCCGACGACCACGUGGACGCUCACGAUGCACCCCAGGCUGGACAUGCCGCUAGGGAGGCUCGCGAUGUGGGUGAGGGGGAGGAGGCACGGGAGGCAGUGCAGGAGCGAGGGCGCGAGGGGGAGGGCGGGCAGGGGGAGUACAGCAGGCGCGUGGCGGAGGGGCUGCUGGAGCGCCUCUCCUUCAUGCCCGCCCCGUGCCCGCCGCCACCACUGCAUCCACCAGCACUGGUGCCUGCCGCAUCGCCCCUACCUGCACCCCAGCCGUGUGAGACAGCCGCUCAGCCUGGGCUCUCCACCUGCCCACCUGUACCUGCCCACCCUCCCCCUGCCACUCUCCACCCUCCCUCGCUACCUGCUGCACCCCCGGCGCCACCUGCACCUGCUGCAGCGACUGCUGCCAUGGCAGCACCAGCAGCAGCACUGGCAGCAGCAGCCGUCAUCCCAUCAGCACCCACACGGACCACCGUCGCCAAGUCAUCACCAAGCCUCGUCUCCCUGCUACCCCCCGUGCUGCCUCCGCCUCCUCCCCACCCUGCAUCCUCCUCCCCGCCCAUCACAACGUCACAGAGGGGGCGGGCGGCGGGCAAGGCUUCAGUGGCGCGUGCGAGGCAGGAGAUGCAGGGGCAGGCUUGGGCAGAAGGGCAGGGGCGCUCGCAGGGGGGAGAGAUGGAGGGCAGCAGGGGAGGAGGGGCGGUGGGAGGGUUGGCGCAGCAGCUGCUGCAGCUGACAGGCGCACCUCCACCCCUGGCGCAUGGGGGGAAGGGGAGAGGCGGGCGGUACCGUGGGAAGAAGGACAAGGUGCGUGCCACAACAGCCCCGGCGCCCACCAGCUCGCAGGCAGCGCCAGCAUCGGCACCCAUGGCGCUGCAGCAGCAGCUGUCACAGCUGCACGCGUCUCAGCCGCUGCAGGGGCAUUCCUCCCAGCACUGCCAGCAGCGGUGCGAGCAGCGGUAUGAGCACGAGGUGCAGGCUGAAGCACUGCAACCUCUGAGUUACCAACAUCAAUCUCAGCAGCAGCAGCAGCAGCAGCAGCAGCAGCAGCGGGAGGCGGCGAUGUUUGAGUGGGUGGCAAGGGGCGUGGAGCGCAUUGGGGGAGACACUCUCCAUGGGCAGGUGUGGCAGGCGGUGUGCUGUCAGCCACCAUGGGAUUACUGGCUAGCAUCCAACCUCUCCCAUUCCGCCCGUCCUCCCCCCGCCCCACACCUCGCUCGCCUCGCUGCUGCCGCCACUCCCCUCGCCCUCGUGUGCCCCUCCCACCCCGAGAGCACGCGCCACUGCCUCCUCAGGGGGCAGGCCCAGAGGGCCCACCGCUGCAAGCGGCAGCAGCAGCAGCAGCAGCAGCAGCACGAGUUACAGGCAGGCAGCGUGCACGAGGAAGUGCAUGGUGCACAGGCAGUGCCGCACACACGGGAAGAUGCAGCACAGGCGCACGCGCCUUGGGAUGGCAUGCGUGACUUGCAUGUGACUGUAACGAGUGUGAGCUUCGAGGGCCACGUGGCAGUGUGCCUGUGCCUGCAGAGUCAGCAACAUGCCACGUCAGCUGCUUCCAUGAGUUGGCAUGCAGGCGAUCCGAGUGUGGGAGGUGCAGAUAGAGACGAGAAUGUGGCAGGAGAAGCAACGAGAUCCGCAGGCAACGCCUCUCAUCAGAAGCAGGCCCGCCCCUUCCUUGCAGUCAUCCCCACCAGCAGCACCACCCUCAACAGCUCCGCACCGUUUGCAGCCACUGCUGGCACUGCCGCUGCCUUUCCUGCCCCCAGUGCUUCGCACGCACCUGCCAUUCAACCCGGCACAGCCAUCAUUAUCCAUCCCCCCUGGUACCACCUCCCCUUGUUGCUGCCUCCCCCGUGGGGCCCCACCCACGCCGUCUUUGCCACUCACGCCACUGACACCACGCACACCGCUCCUGUGGGCUGCACGCGAGGUGCUGAGGUGCCAGUCGCCGGGCUGGCAGCAGAGGGCGGGGCAGCACCUCACAAGGGGCUGCAAGUGGACAUGGGAGGGGGGAUGGCAGCAGCAUGGGGAAACAUGGGCUGCUGA